CUCCCCUCUGGCUCUCCCCAGGUCUCACCUCCUGCUCUCCACUCAUUCACCCACCCUCCUUCCCACCUCAUCCUCCCUCAUCCUGCUUCUUGCCUUCUCUCUCUCUGCCCUUCAGGCCUCCUGCCAGAAGACAUCCUGACCCCCACCCUCUACCAUGGCUACUAUGUGCGACCCCGGGCCACCCAAGCUGGGGAGGGCAGCAGGGCAGGGGCCUCUGAGCUUCGGCUCAGUGAGGGCAAGUUCCAGGCAUUCCUGGAUGUGAGCCACUUUACCCCAGAUGAGGUGACCGUGAGGACUGUGGACAACCUGCUGGAGGUGUCUGCCCGGCACCCCCAGCGCCUGGACCGCCACGGCUUCGUGUCCCGGGAGUUCUGCCGCACCUACGUCCUGCCUGCUGAUGUUGACCCCUGGCGGGUCCGCGCUGCUCUCUCCCACGAUGGCAUCCUCAACCUGGAGGCGCCUCGGGGUGGCCGACAUUUGGACACAGAGGUCAAUGAGGUCUACAUCUCCCUGCUCCCCGCACCUCCUGACCCAGAGGAAGAGGAGGAGGCAGCUAGUGUUGAGCCCUGAGUGCCACAGACCCAGCACCCAGUGAACCCCUUUCUAGCUCCCGUGGUGAUAUGAGCAGCUGCUCACCACCCAGAGGUAGCAGCAUCCUUGCGGGAGGGAGAAGUGCGUGGUCCACAAUGUAUGGUUUGGUCCCUUGGGACGUGUCAUAGCAUUUUCCUCUAGUUUUGGGUGGAGCUGAAUAAACCCAAAUCUCAGGGC
Messenger RNA from Vicugna pacos (alpaca), 768 nucleotides. Lineage: Eukaryota; Metazoa; Chordata; Mammalia; Artiodactyla; Camelidae. The record is from RefSeq and is a predicted model, not a curated record.